AUGCGUCUGUCCCAGUGGAAGCACCUAAUGGACGAUGGAACCGGGUUUGGAGACGACGAGCGUGUGACCAGAUGGCUGUCCACUCUUCGAGAACAGCCAUCCGAUAACGAUAAAGAUGCCGUAGGCAGAGAUCGUUCGAACACCUCUCGAGGUCCGAGAAAAAGAUCUUCCCAAUGGAAUAAUGACUACCAGGAUGAGGCCGUCAGGCCGUCAAGAAAACACGCAGCUGCAGAUCCAGUUGUUUCUUCUCGCUCUGGCCAAUGUCUCGACGGGAAAGAUGACGAACGUUCGAGGCGGAGAAAUAAGAGGCAACGUGAACACACCCCCGGGGAAGACGACAAUGGUCACAAUACUCGAAAGAGAAAGCAUGAUCAGCGACGCCGGGACGAGAAUGUACAGAGCCGACACUGCAUGAGCACCCACCUGGAGGGAAGUGAGGUAAACCCAGAAAGCAAUGUCAACGAUACAAGCGGAAAAUAUGCUCGAAGACCACGCCACAAGACGAAGCCGGAGAGGUACGAGUUUAAAGCAGAUACAAAAGAACAGAAGCGACCCGAGCGACGAGGAGCAGGGAAGGGCAGCAUACCAGUAAAGGAAAAGUUUCAAGCGCCCAAUGUUGACACCAAGAGACUGACCUUGAGGCCUCAUACCGGACCUGGACUGUUUGCCAAGGGAAGGAGUUCGACUUCUUUCCCUCGCGAAGGAGUUCCCGAUCUGACGUUUUCAAACAUGUCCUUUCUUGAAAAGCGAGUUCGUGGGACUGCACAAACUCCAAAACACAUAGAAAAUACCAGGAAGUGGACUCACCGUGCCCCAAAUGACGGGAGAGCUGAGUUCUUCUCUCAGCCGAUCUUGUACGAGGCUGGAGACCAAUCCCAGGCCUGGAGACACCAUCAGCAUACAAGCAGUGUGUCUUCCGCCGCAGAAGCUCGUUUUCCUGGACAACAUUCGCGAGAGUCCCAUAACCAGCACUGGCGACCCGACAGUAGGCUAUCCAAGGUCCAGCAUUACCGACAACCUUCCUACGAAGAUACUCUCACCUCAAGCAGGACGACCAACGGCACCUACAUCUCUUGGUCCAUGUCUCCUCCGCGACACCUGGCUCGAUCAAGGGGCCAGCAAGAGUGGUUGUUGGGCCGCCCAGCAGAGCCUAAUAUCUUCACCCCCAUGAGAAAGGAGCAUGGACAGAAUGAUUCUCCCCAACUUCCCAGUUCCAGCAUAGCCAAGGAGCAAUUCUUGCAAGAUCUGACCACAGAAGCGCUGCUAGGAGGUGUCGAGGCUUUUUCACACAAAGAGAAGAAGCGGUACUCUUUGGAUGAAUUGAAGAAAAUGGCGUCAGGAAGACAAUCGUACCAAGACUCAAAUCUUCCAUACAAAAAGCAAGACCCUGCGUCAAGCGAAGGGGUAGCACAUGAGCCAGGCAUGCGAAACUUGUACCCAGUAUCGAGCCGCCAGGAUACCGAAGUCAAGGCCAGUGAUGAUGCGGGAAGGAGGGCCCAACUCCAAUCCCCGAUCAAUAUUGAAGAUCGAUCAGGGGAAGACCCCGUGGGACAUGACAAUGGUCGGCCACAAAAGCAAGACAAGAAGCCGACAGAGACACACCUGCGAACAUCUCGUGUGCAUACUUUGGCUGACUUUUGCCCGUCCCCGGCAGAAGACGCUAAGCAGUAUCUCGGAGACAUUACUAGAGGGCCCACAUGUAUACGGCAAGUCGGGCAAGAAAAUGGUCAAGAAAUGAUCAGUGAUAAGGGUUCGUGCAACGAUGAUGGACGGGAUCCCAUUCUUGAUACACCGUUCCACCACCAAUCUUCUCUGCCAUGGCACAGCGUACCGACGUUAAUUGACAAGUUCAACGUGGCCUCUAACGUUAUUGCUGACUCACCCACUGCGCCUGACGAACUGGAUGCAUUCGAUGCGCAGUUGCUGCAGAUGGCCGUUGAUGACGCCGGAUCUCCGGAAGUGUGGAACAUGGACGACACGAGCCUCGAGCAAAUAGCAGUAGAUCCGGAGAAAGUAUGGGAUCAGCCCCAAGUCUGGACGACAACUCAGCCAGAUCGCCGUCUCUGGGACGGUUCGCAUCAAACAUCGAGCAUGCUGCAGGAGCAUGACCAGGAGCUUCCAGCGAAUAGCAGAGCAAUGGAGUACGAUAGAAACGGGGUUGGUCAUGCAGCACGAUAUUCUGUGGAGAUGACCCCGGAGCCUUUCAAGGGAUUUUCUCGGCCACGCCUUCUGUAUUGA
Molecule: messenger RNA, 2238 nt
Organism: Exophiala dermatitidis NIH/UT8656
Lineage: Eukaryota; Fungi; Ascomycota; Eurotiomycetes; Chaetothyriales; Herpotrichiellaceae
Exons: 3
Coding region: 1-2238 (745 amino acids)
Source: RefSeq, a predicted model, not a curated record